Messenger RNA from Mustela erminea (ermine), 890 nucleotides. RefSeq lists its product as uncharacterized. The transcript is spliced from 4 exons. Bases 201 to 809 code for a protein of 202 amino acids. NCBI's taxonomy places the organism in Eukaryota, Metazoa, Chordata, Mammalia, Carnivora, Mustelidae. The record is from RefSeq and is a predicted model, not a curated record.
CGCGAACCAGCCCCGCCUGCCGUGGGCUUCCCCGGAGCCCUCCCCUCCCUGGGAGCCGCUGGCAGAGGGGUCGGGCCGUGGGGCCACCUGGGCAAGCCUCCCUUGAGUCAUCUGUCUCCGGCCUCCGGGACGGACCUCACAGGACCAGAGGACGGAGGGCAGGAGGCGGCGGCGCACGGCAUGGGGGCCGGGGAAGUGAGAUGGAGGAAGCGAAGCCAGGACGGCGUCUCCUCCCGGAGCAGCUGCUGGGGCUGCCGUCGGGCCCAGGGCUCAGGCUGCCAGUUCUCCAUCCGGACUUAGAGACAGAGGACGCUCCCAGCGCCGUCUGCAGCGGAUCCGCCCUCUCCGCCUCUCUCUCUGCGAAGACGCGUCUGCAGCCCCGACAGCCACGCUGCCCACAGAGCGCUCCUCCCCACGGGGACGCUGAGCUUCUGCCCAGGAAGCCCGGGCACCUGCACUUCCCGUCUGUGGCCACACGCUCGGUAAAAACCGAGUCACAAGCUCCCCGUGGACACGUCCCAGAGCCGGAAAUGGGAGUCCCGGUGAGACAUCAGGUCUGGCGAGAGCAGAGCGGCCCGGGAACCUCUGGGGAGGACGGAGAGGGGAGACGCAGCAAGCUGGGGCUUCGCAGCCGUCCGGGGGCGUCUGAGCGGGAGUCUGGCCGCUCAGGGCAGCCUCGCAGGGCACGGCCGCCGCGGAGCCACUCCCGGGGACCCCCAGGGAGGACAGGAGCCGGCACGUGCGGGGUGGUCCUACAAGGAACAUGCGGGAAGGGCCAGCAACGACGCCACAGCGUGGAAGAAUCGUGAAGACCCCAGGCCGGACGCAAGAGGAUUCUGUGAACAAGGAGCGCCCGGAGCCGGCCGAUCCGUGGGGAAAGGAGGCAGAGC